UGAAUUGUUAUCACUAUUAAAUAAUACAAGUAAUGAAAAAAAACAAAAUGUGCUAAAAAGAACGUUAAAAAGAACGUGAAAAACUUCAAUUUUUUUUAAAAAUUAAAGCGUGGAAUCUGUGGAAUACUUACACGUUAGCAUUAUUCUCAUAAUCAGUUCGAAGUUCAAAAAUGUUGAAAAUCUAUGUUUUCUUCUUAACUUUAUGCCAAAUAUUACACAAAAUCGAAACAUUUGAGGAAAAUACUGAAUUUGAUGUGCAUGUUGAAACUUUGGUGAACACCAAAAAUGGCGGUGAUCCAAGUUUCCUGACAAAAUUUGUGAAUGAUAAGGGAAUUCCACAAGGAUUGAAAGGAGAAAACUAUAUUAAUCCAAGUUUUUGUUCAAACAUCGAUGAUCAAGUAUUAACCGAUGAAAAAUACUCUAAUUGCACAAUUUUGCAGUCAAAGAAUGGAUCAGUUUUAAAACUAAAUUUUUGGACGAAUUUCGAUACUUUCAAGUUCGGUGUUAACCUGUUGGAAUUGAAAAAUGUCACUUUAGAACUGGUUUAUCAAACUGAAUUGACAUACUUGUACUUUACCGCGUUCAGAAAAUGUGAAGACUGUCUUUUCAAUUUCACAAAAAACCCUUCACUGGUUGGUCUUCGGUUUUGGAAUUUGGCUCAUGAUCCAAAUUUGGAGAAUGUUCCUGCUAAGCAUCGUCCAAAGUUAUAUAUCCGAGGAAAUUCCCGAUUGAGUUUCACAACUUUUACUGGUGAUAGGAGAAAACUUCUAGAACUGAAAAAAGCAUGUAAUCCCGAGAUGUGUGUCAUUCAGAACGAUGAAGAAUGUCAUUUUCGUUAUCCUAUCAAAGGUUCAAAUGAAUAUCAAUAUUGCCGUCAUGUGUAUGGGGAUAUGCAUUUCACAGGAACAUUUAGAGAAAAUAAUCCAGCUGAAAUGAAGUUUGUAAUUGAAGGAUGUUUUAUUUUCAAUCGAACCAAAGCCCAAUAUGUUCGCGGAUUGCUCAAAUCAUUUCCAAAAUGUUCUCGUCAACAUAUUUUCGAGCAUAACCAAUACAUGUGCACUGAUCAAUUAGAUCAAAUCAAAGAGCGUUGGGGACAUGAAAAAGUUAAAAUUAUUUCUGAUGGAAUAAAUGUGAAGUGUUAUCAAGGAGAAUGUCGAGGAGGUUUUGUAUCUGAAGCAGUCAAGGAUCGGUAUUCUGGGUGCGAAACGUUUCAAGGAGAUGUAUAUCUUUCUGAGACCAGUGGAAAUCUUUCCGAGCGGAUUAAGGAAUUAUCCUAUGCUCAUACAAUAAACGGUCAACUCCUAAUUGCCAAUAACCCAUCAAUUACGAAGUUAUCAUUUCCGUUUCUCAAGAAAAUAAAAUCUACAAAAUGCCCUGCUCUUCAAAUAUCAAACAUGACAAAUUUGGAGUUCCUCUUAUUCCAGUCACAUGUAGAGUUUUCCUGUCGUAGAAGUGGGCCAAUUGUGAUGAUAACUAAUAGUUCGAAGCUAUACUUACACCAUCAAAUGCUCAGACAACUCAGAAAAGUGAAGGCAGUCUUGAGACAUUUCGAUAGCAAAAGCGACACAUAUUCUGAAAAAACCACCUACUACUUGAUCGGAGGGUGUUUUGUGAUCGCAAUCUUCAUGGAAUUUAUUUGGUUUUUCCGAAAAAAUCUUCUUCUUCCUAAUUUCCUCUACCGUCUGUUCCCGAUGAGAAUUAAUAGAAAACCGAAACAAAAGCAUGGAAAGAAGAAGAAAGAGGAUUGAAUAUUACUUUUUAAAUUAACGCUUAAAUGUUUUUACUUGACUAUAAAAUGUGUUCACAUUUCUUAAAUAAAUUUUUGAUGUAUUAUCAAAAU
Molecule: messenger RNA, 1840 nt
Organism: Caenorhabditis elegans
Lineage: Eukaryota; Metazoa; Nematoda; Chromadorea; Rhabditida; Rhabditidae
Gene: irld-6
Product: Receptor L-domain domain-containing protein
Exons: 10
Coding region: 171-1748 (525 amino acids)
Source: RefSeq, marked reviewed